AUGAGCGUAAUCCUAGAUGAGCCGAAGCGUACAACCAAUGAAAUUAGUCAAAUUAAUCAUCAGAAUGAAGGCGAUACUCAAUUGAUUAGAAACGUCCAUUACCUCUUGAUAAUAUCAGCGUUGUUAAAAACAAAAGAGAAACUAUCUAAAGCUAAACUAGCAGAAGCACUUCGACGCAAAUUGGACAUAGGACAAGCGAACCCAUAUUUUCUACUUGCUUUGCCAAUAGUACGAAACGAGAGGAUACUUCUUUCUAUAUUUUGGUCCUUAAGUUCAGGGAGUGAAUUCACUGACCAGCAGAUGUAUCACUUUAACUAA
This is a messenger RNA of Funneliformis caledonium, 318 nucleotides long. The record is from the annotation of a GenBank genome assembly. NCBI's taxonomy places the organism in Eukaryota, Fungi, Glomeromycota, Glomeromycetes, Glomerales, Glomeraceae.